GAAAUAUGUUUUUUUAUUCUUAUUCUUUUUUAUUUAAUUUGUUUCUUGUGCUCCAUUUUUAUAUACAGUGUCGUUAACACUGUGCUUAAUAUUCUGUUUCUUGAUAUGGCAUAAUUGCUAAUCAAGAAUAUUUAAUUUGUUCAUCAAUACCAAGUUGAAUUUAUUAAAAAAUAAAGUUUUGGACUUUAUCCGACCCCCAAUAUAACACAACUUUCUUCCUUGCUUUUUCAGAUCAGUAAUAACCUUGUUUCAGAGGCUCUGAGUGAUAAAAGGAAAUUCCCCCUUUUCCAUCAGAUGCUCCCCAAAGAAGGAUUCCACUACCCAGCAAUUGUCCAGCUGCUCCUCCGUUUCAGAUGGAUCCUGAUUGGCCUCUUUGCUUCAGACACAGAGAAGGGAGAGAAUUUCAUGAGGAUUUUCCCUCCUAUGCUUGUCAGGAGUGGAAUUUGUGUGGUUAUAUCACAACUGUUCUCAACAACUGGAUACACAACAGCCCUCAGGGAUUCCCUCUCUAAGUGGAGACAAGUCAACGUCUUUGUUCACUUCAUAGAAAAUGUUCCCAUUAAGGACAGAAUUCUUCCUUUCCAUUUAACACUUAUGCGUCUGCCAGGACCCAUUGAAGGGAAAGUCUGGAUCUAUACAGCUUUGGGAAGAUUAACAUUGGAAAAGCACAGACUUUACAAAUACAUCCAUAGUAUUUGGGUCUUUGAUUAUCUGCCAAAAGAAAGGCCAAUGGAUGAUGCCUUUGAAUACAAUUUCUUUGUGGAAGAAAAGUUUCAAGAUUAUUAUUUUCUCUGUUCUGUUUCAAAGAACGUCUUUUCUGUCAAAGGCCGCAGAAGAUGCACCCAGAAAGCCCCACUGGAGACCCAAGAGAAAAGGAAUAGAAGAGAGAUCCCAAAUGAUUACCUUUUCUACAGUAUGAUUCAGACUCUGGCCCAGGCCUUGAACGCUGCCUAUUCCUCCAGAUGGAGGAGGGGAAGGAAGGAGGGCGAAGGGAGGUUGGGGGCUCCAAGGCUGCAGCCGUGGCAGUCCCUGCCUCAGUCCAAAUGUGUGGAAAGUUGUCAUCCUGGAUUUGUCAAGAGGGCUCGAGAAGGAGAGCCAGUUUGCUGCUAUGAUUGUGUUCCUUGUCCGGAGGGGACCAUCUCCACUCAGGAAGAUACAGAAAAAUGCACCAAGUGCCCAGAUGAUAAAUACCCAAAUGAGGCCAGAGUCCAAUGUAUCCCCAAAGUUGUAACCUUCCUGUCUUAUGAAGAACAUCUGGGCAUCAUCCUGGUCUCUUUUGCCCUACUCUUCUUCCUAACCACAGGCCUUGUUUUAAUCAUCUUCAUUAAGUAUCUAGAAACUCCCCUUGUCAAAGCCAACAACCGGGACCUCUCCUACAUCCUCCUGGUCUCCCUCCUGCUUUGUUUCUUGUCUCCUUCUCUCUUCAUUGGUCAACCAAGGAAAGCCACCUGCCUUCUCCGACAGAUGGUCUUCAGCAUCAUCUUCUCAGUUGCCGUUUCUUCUCUCUUGGCCAAAACCAUCACGGUGGUGCUGGCCUUCCUGGCCACAAAACCAGGAAACCGAGUGAAGAGAUGGUUGGGGAAGAAAACUGGUGUCAGGAGUGGGAUUCACCAUCUUCCAUCUGCCACCAGGGACAACAGAUGGGGCAGCCCUAUAGGCUGGGCCUGGAGAGGAAAGCCUGGAUUCCCUGGCUCUCUAACGCCAGACUCCAGAUACAAGGGACAACGUUUCAAUUUGGACUGCACCCCCAAACAAGGGGAACAACCUGUGGCUUCCCAGCUCUCCAGACAACUGACAGCUGUCCGUUCGGAUGGACGAGCUCUGGUUGACGCGAUUCAGGGCUUCCUUGUAAGAGCCCUUUAA
Molecule: messenger RNA, 1863 nt
Organism: Pantherophis guttatus
Lineage: Eukaryota; Metazoa; Chordata; Lepidosauria; Squamata; Colubridae
Source: RefSeq, a predicted model, not a curated record